AUGCCGAUGAUGGGCGGAGUUCAAGGCCCGAUGCCCAUGAAUGCUGCAGUUCCGGGUCGAGCUUACUAUCCGCCGUAUAUGGGGCAGUCCAUGCAACCAAUGUCUCCUAUGGCUCCAAUGACUCCCAUGGCACCUAUGGCACCCAUGGCUCCUAUGGCUCCAAUGAUGCCCAUGAUGCCACAAGCUGGGCCUGGAAUUCCCAUAUCAUCUGGAGGAAUGAGUGGUACGAGCAUCAUUGUAGAGCCCUUAGUGAUUCUGCCCAUGGGCUUAGGCGCAGGAACCACAAGGCCCAACUAUGAUUACAAUAACUACAAUAAUAACAACUAUAAUAAUUAUAAUAAUAACACCAGUAGUAACAGCAAUUACAAUGAUUACAAUUCAUAA
Drosophila bipectinata is the source of this 384-nucleotide messenger RNA. Its product is annotated as serine/threonine-protein kinase WNK2-like. The record is from RefSeq and is a predicted model, not a curated record. NCBI's taxonomy places the organism in Eukaryota, Metazoa, Arthropoda, Insecta, Diptera, Drosophilidae.